UCAGCACGUGUGUGCGUGUGGAGCCCCGCCGCCGCCUCUCACACGGGAAGCGCCGGAGCAGGGGAGGGGGGGUCUCUGGCCGCGUCUUCGAAGGGUUAAUGGAGAAACCCCACGCCCCCUUUGACGGAACUGAACCAACCUCACCAAAUUUGAAAAGGCAUCCGGAGCUGCGUGUGCGCCCCGGGCCAGCGCCGGACACGGGGUGCCCCUUGCUAUGGGAGCAGCCGCCGCCAGGGCUUAGCUUGCAGGGAGGACUCGACUCCCCUUUAAAAGCCAGGGGCAGAAAGCGCUCGGUGCCCCGCGGGAAGAUCCUGCCCCUAGAAUCCCCAAGUCUCUCCUCUAGUCGCAUGUCACCGUGCCUCCAGCCAGCCUCCUGGCGCGGGGUGGUUUCCGCGCGAGUGUAAAGAUGAAACGGGCUCUUUUCUCGCUCUGGUGCUGCUGUCUCUAUGGAUGUACAGUGGGGACCGGUUUCCUCUACCAAUUCCCAGCCUCAACUCUGCAGCACAACUACCCCGAGCAGAGCUCAGCAUCUCCGGGCAGCGGAUUCGCAAACCGCCGGCACUGGUGUCACUACACAGUUACGCGGACAGUUUCCUGCCAAGUGCAGAAUGGCUCGGAGACUGUGAUCCAGAGGGUUUAUCAGAGCUGCCGGUGGCCAGGACCUUGUGCCAACUUAGUGAGUUACAGGACUCUUAUCAGGCCCACGUACAAAAUGUCUUACCGAACGGUGACCACCCUGGAAUGGAGGUGCUGUCCUGGGUUCACAGGGAGUAACUGCGAAGAGGAAUGCAUGAAUUGCACAAGACUAGCUGAUAUGACUGAGAGGCUAAACACUCUGGAAGCCAAGAUUCUUCUGCUCGAGUCUGCAGAGCGUGCCCCCACUUCAGAGAAUGACCUGCCAAUCGCCAGGACGACAGCCACGUGGUAUGACGACUUGCUCCCAGAUGCUAUUCCCCUGGUAAAUCCUGGGACUGUGUUGAGGAAGCCGGUGGGACCAGCUGGGCUCCCAGGGCAGAUUGGGCCCCCAGGCCCGAUUGGACCAGUUGGACUUCCAGGACCACCGGGACCAAAAGGAGACAGGGGACAAACUGGCGAGAGAGGGCCAGCAGGGCUUCUGGGACCUCCAGGACCAAGAGGACUUCCAGGAGAAACUGGGAUCCCAGGACCCCCAGGACCUCCGGGGCCACCUGCCACCCCAGGCCUUCCGCUCACUGUCCAACAAGGGGUUCUCUACUCGCUGCAGCCCACAGCUGAAAAAGAAAAUGGAGAAUCCCAGCUGGCUUCCACCAUCAUCGACACGAUCCUGGCUGGCUUGCCAGGCCCGCGCGGCGCACCAGGGCCUGUUGGGCCACCAGGACCCCCAGGCACUUCAGGACCCAAAGGACCCCCAGGACCUAUUGGAGUUCCUGGAUCACAAGGUGUACCAGGCUCUCCAGGACAACCUGGACCUAAAGGUUCCAAAGGAGAUCGAGGAGAAAGAGGGCAAGCAGGUCUGUCUGGAGAGAGAGGCAAUAAGGGACUGCCUGGUGAACCAGGCAAGAAGGGUGAAGAAGGAGAUAAAGGGGCUGACGGAGAAGGAGUUCAACAACUUCGAGAAGCCCUGAAGAUUUUAGCUGAGAGAGUGUUAAUUCUAGAGCAUAUGAUAGGAAUUCAUGAUUCUUUAUCGUCCAUGGAACCGGGCUCAGGGCAGGAAGUGAUCCUAGGCUCCUCUCUACGAACGAGCAUCAAGAUCAAACGUGGUGGUCCUGAGCAGCGGCGCAAGCCCUAUCAGAUCCUCGCUUCGCUGCUGGAGGACGCCAAAGCCAAAGGGAAAAGCAACGGAAUGAAAUAGGAGCAUUUGUGCAUUCUAAAGGCCAUUCACUGAUUAAAGAUACAGUAUCCUAGUGCUUAAUCACGGUGUGCAGAAGGAAGUGGGUAGGAGGCUGCAGGCUUAGCAGUAGGGCUUCCUUGCCUGGACACUGCUAAACCAUUACUGCAGGGAAUGUCUUAACUGUAACUCAAAGAUUCUUAUGAAGAGCAAUUCCUCUCCCCUGCCCCAACUCCAGCAUACACCAAAUGGCAGGUAUUCUUAAAAACUAUCCCUGGAAAUGGAUACCCUCCCCCAGCCCUCUUCAAAGGGCUUGAUCCUCCCCCUCACAAAUUACUUGUUUAAAAGACCGCAUAGCUGGCUCAGACAUCAUUCAGUUCUACCCUAGCUCAAAGCAAAAGCCCGGAGCAACAUUAUACUAUUAUGUUUAAAAAUAACCAAAUGCCACCAAGUUUUUUGUUUUCAUGCUAUAAUUUCUAGUUGAAGAUACCCCUUUCAGAACUCCACAGAAGCCAUGGAAAUGUUUCUUUUUAAAGAGUAGAGUGAAAAAUUAAGAACUAAUAAUUUAUUUGACAAAUUUCAUCUCUCUUUGUGGCGUGUCUUUCAACAGAUCAUGAUUUGUCUCAGAUGUGCUGGCUAUUCAAAAUCUUUAGCAAAUUUCAUGUACUCUUGGGCUUUCUGAUUGAAAUUUAAAAUCAGGGAGUUGAGCUGUGUUGACUGGUUGUGUGAAUGGUGUCAUAUAGACCUUCUGGUAUUCCUUCUGUUCCCUGAUUGCACGAACAGCUUACUAUCAGGUUUCUGGUAUAAAUAAUUACAGAAUGUAAAAUUUGCUCUUCAUGCAUAUUCAAGAUCAACAUUCUUUUUGCAAACAUUCAUAGCAAGCAAGACAAAAUUGUAUGAAAGUUUGCAUAAAGUGAACACAAAAUAGGUAUAAACAUAGCCGAGAAACAUUACUCUUAUUAGGAACAAAUAUGCACUGAAAAUGUUCUGCAGUAUUGACCCAGCUUUAGAUCAUAAGCUGGAACUAUUGAUAAAGCUUUCUUUAUUGUGGAUACUUUUAAAAAUACCCACACUAUCUCCUACUGGUUUAAAUCUGGGGGCGGCCCGUUGGCAAAACACAGUAGAAGGAUUAGACUCUUGCCAGUGGUUUGUCUUGUGAUCUUGCAGUGAAAUGCUCAAUCAUUUUACUUUUUGCAAUAACUCUUAUUGUUGGGGAAACAGACUUCCACUGUUAAGAGGCUGAACAGAAAUUUCACAUCUGCUGUCCAAUCAAAUUGGAUGAGGUAAUGUUAGACAAUUAAUUUACUUUUUUACUUAAUUUUUUUUUAAUAGCAGGAUUGAAUGAGCAAAGCAACUGACAGUAGGUUACAGAAUUUUUCACUUUUCAGUCACUGGUUCAACUCCUCUCCAGGGCACUAGUGAACAAAUGUUGUUGUCUCUCUAUUUGGUGGCUUAAGUAAAUUCAUAGCAUCAUGCAGGCUCGUUCCUAAUACAAACUAUCUACAUAAAAAAGCCACCAUUGAAAUUGAUUAGCACCGUUGUUGGCAACCUCAGAGAGAGCUGAAUGGCCCAUGGAGACAGGUCAGGAUGGAGGCAUGUGGCAUGCUGAAAACUGGAAUCUUACACUGCCCGUGGAUGUAGGCUGUGAAAGCACCAGAGCCUGAACCCUUUAUUCUAGGCAGUCUGACUUAGCCUAACACUAAUUUUAAAAAGUGUGAGAUAUUUAUGUAUGUACAUGUGCACACACAAUCUCUCUGUCUACAAAGAUACCGAACUAUAUCAAAACAUCCAUCUCAGGCCUCUAGACAGUAUUGCAUCAUUAACCACAACUAGUUCAAAACCCACCCCAAGUGAAUGGAUUUACAUCUUUCAACUGCCACCAUUUUACAAACCCUAGGUGAAGGGGAAGGCUGAUAUCAUAAGUUCCUAACAAACAAAAAGCAACAUCUUCAGCUGAUAACGUGGUCCUCUCAGAGAAAUCACCCCAUGCUGUACAGUUAAACAAUAUAAACAGCCACUGAAGGACCAAAAGCUGCAGAAAAUUUAUUUCCUUAACAUACUUUUGAAUUCAGGCACAGUCUAGGAACUGGGGAUAACAACUAAGUCUGCAUUCCAUAGACAAGGGGUAUAGUUAUGUCCUUGCUUGGAUCCAUUUAAGGUAGUCAUUGGGCAAGUCAAAUCAGCCCAAAAUGUGGAGGACUGCUGGGGAGGCAAAGCAAAAUACAAUCAGGUGCUAUUCCCCAUUAGCCAUGAGAGACUUCAAAGAACUUUAAAGUCAAUGCAACACUUCAGGAGAUGCAACCAUAAAGAGCAGAUGUUUCAGUCUCCUGUGGUACAUUACAUUCUGGGGGAGCUGUGUCGUUGAUGUGAUACAGGUAAACAGGGAGCAAUAACCCAGCCUGGAGAGAAUAAAAUGGUUUGUCAAUAUCAGUAAGGCAUUGAGCGAGAGCAAUGGUCACAUCCUGGUAUGACUUCUAGGACAAUAAAAUAAGGCCUUCAGAAGAGAUGCUAGUUGCAAGCCCAAGGCUACAUCCAGUGACCAUGUGUAUAUAAACAAUUCUGAAUGUGAUCAGUAUCUUUUAGAAAUAGCUGGCAGCCAUCUCUCAGUCUAAAUACAAAGAGCACAACUAUACCAAGACAUCUGGUAGACAAACAACAAAAGCUCUGUGAACAUUUUCUUCCAUUCACUAACAGAGGUGGAAUGAAGUUGUAUAAAGGGAAUUUAGACCAUGAAGUCUUGUUGAGGGACAGCUGUUUUAUAACACAGCCAUGCCACAUUUGCACUAGUUUUGUUCUUAAACUGGUCUCCUGUUUCCUUUUAGAAAAACUUGAUGACUACAACAUGCUUUUAUAAGCCAGCUAGUGGUUAGAAAUUUGCAAGAGGUUCCUGGUUACUUCUGUUGAUAGAUAAUCUGGGGUCCCAUCCUGCACAUAUUACCAGGCAGAAUGCUAAUUACCCUCCUGUCUAGUAGUAAGUCUUCAGGAAAUUGGUUCCUGAGACAUGAUGAGAAAUCACAGUUUGGUCAAAAGAUUUAUGCUGGUUUGAGCUGCAUUUCAUCUGAUCACUAGGAAAGAGUUUUGCCAUAGCAGGACCCAGAGGCAAAACCAAACAACCCUCCAACCAGAUAUUUUAAAAGGGAAAUAUCAAUAUUCCGUUUUGACGAUCCCAUGAUUGUUGCAUGUAAUUUGGGAAGGGGGAGAGAUAUUAUGCAGUGUGGGUCCAAUUAGUAGUUCCUUGAGAUUUCGGAGUCCCCCAAAUGAGUUAAAGGGGACAGUUUUUGUUCCCACGACUUAGUAUUUGGGAAUUAAAAAACAAUUGCAUUCGCCUGAUGAGUAAUCCCUUUAGUUGGUUUGCAUUUGACUAGUGUGCUGGGUUUUAAUUAAAUUAUUCAGAACAACUUAGCGGUAAAAUGAAAAAAAGUUAAUUGAAAUGGUGUGCAAUUAAUCCUAGCAGAUUGAUUGUCAGAAGGCAGGUUUAGGUUCAGAUUGCAACAUCAUUUUAAUUACCAACUUUCACAGAUUUCUAUGAAGACCUAUGUAAUUCUUUGCUCCCAACACUCCUUGUUUUGCUAAGGGCUUGUCUACACUACCCGCCGCAUGGCAGGCAGCGAUCGAUCCAGCGGGGGUCGAUUUAUCGUGUCUAGUCUAGAUGCGAUAAAUCCUCUCCCGGGUGCUCUCCUGUCAACUCCUGUACUCCAGCACCGUGAGAGGCUCAGGCAGAGUCGAAGGGGGAGCAGCAGCAGACUCACCGCAGUGAAGACACCGCGGUCCCGUCCCCACCACCAGUGAAGACCAGGCCUUAGCUACAUCUCUCUCUUAAUGUGGUACUGUAUCUUUAAUCUGGGUAACGAUAGGACCAUAUAGUGUGGACAUUGUCACUGGACUAGGGUUUAAUUCCUCACUAGUAAAUCAAUUAGACCACAUUGUGGUGCAGUCUUAGUUAAAAAAAAAAGUUAUAAAGGUGAACAUAACCUCAUAUGUUGACAUUAAUGAUAUUUGUGACUAAAUAAACCACUCCAACCACAUUUUCCAUCUUAGGCGGGAUACUAAGAUUCGUUUUAGCCUGGGCAUAUGCAUUUUACCAUCUCUGUGUAAUUUAGGGGGUGGACAUAUUUCAAAUGCGUGCUCAUUUAGAAGUAUACUUUAAUUGAAAUGUUAGUGCUUUAUCUUACAUACAUACUGUGCAAUACCAUAGUGUGUUCUUUUGCCUUUGUUAAGAAUUCUUUGGGAUUUUUAAAGUACUUCUCUAAACUCCAAUACUUUUCAACUUGGAUUGGUUCUGUUAGUAGAAAAACAAAUUUUCCUUGCCUUGAGCUAACCAAAAGCAAUGGCUGCAUAUUGCACAGUAUAAUACGUUAUAGUUUAUGCACCCCAACUUUCACUAGUGCUCUGGUAUCCUCUUGAGAAAUAGAGGAUGUUUCACUCCAGAGUAUCCAAUAUGCAUUGGUUCUAAAGACUUGACAGCAAUGCAGAAAAAUAGGAAUAAGUUAGAGAUAAGGGUCAUAUCCUGCUUCCACUGAUGUCCACAGAGCUCUUGCCAUUAAUAGGAGCAAGAAUAGGCCACAUGUUCAGAUCCAGAUCUUCAGUUAGUGUAAAUUGGGACAGGUCCAGUGAUGUCAGUGGAACUAUGACUAUUUACACUAGAUCUGGCUCACAAACUUUGGCACUGAACCGAAAUCCCAGAUCCAAUCUAUAGAAUAAACUUUGUCAAAGCAGAAACCCAUCCACUACACCUAUGGCUUCAGGAAGACAGACAGACACACUAAUUCUAGGAUUACAUGAAGGUAGGUUCUUGAUUGACUAAUUGGAAAUCCCUUCUAGUCCACAAUUAUAACCUCUGUAUUAUUCAAGAUUAUAGUCCAUUCUGCUCCAGCACUGUGGGGGUGGGGGGUGGGGAUUAAACUACUUAUUCUGAAAUCAAGUGAAUCAAAGGUGCUAUAAAUGUCCAUGAAACACAUUCCCAAUCAUAGAAGAAAAUGUUAACUCUUUUCACAUUAUUUUACACUAUUUUUUUUAUUUAUAGCCGUGUGUUGUGUGCGCGUAAGGGGUCCCAGCUUCCCUAAUUGUAAUAAGUUCUACAAUCAUUUGAUCUUUUAGAGUGAAGUUAGAUACAGUCUCUUGUAAUUGUGUGUAAUUUUUAACAGAACAAUAACCAAUCUCCUCUGACAUGAUGAACUCAUUCCUGACAGGCUCCAACGUUUGUCAUCAGACUUCACUAAAGGACAAAAUAAAAAAUAAAAUAAAAAACCCAACCUGUUAGCUCCAGAUCUUGCAUGGUUACGUUUCUGUUUUCAUCUUGCUAUAUUCUUGUUCCUGGUAUCUAUUUCUCUGUAUUUGCUAUGGGGUUUGUUACUGUAUAUGGAAUGUUUUGUAUUCAGCAUUUUUUUUUUAAACAGAGCAGAGUGGGAACAAUAUUUAAGAACCCACAAAUACCAAAGACCUUUCAUGUAAUGCACUGAGAAAUAAACAUACUGUAAGUGAA
Mauremys mutica (yellowpond turtle) is the source of this 7289-nucleotide messenger RNA. RefSeq names its product collagen type XXVI alpha 1 chain (gene COL26A1). Gene Ontology annotation, molecular function: protein binding. Bases 407 to 1831 code for a protein of 474 amino acids. The record is from RefSeq and is a predicted model, not a curated record. The transcript has 14 exons. Lineage: Eukaryota; Metazoa; Chordata; Testudines; Geoemydidae.